Molecule: messenger RNA, 2203 nt
Organism: Drosophila rhopaloa
Lineage: Eukaryota; Metazoa; Arthropoda; Insecta; Diptera; Drosophilidae
Product: long-chain-fatty-acid--CoA ligase heimdall
Exons: 2
Coding region: 31-2076 (681 amino acids)
Cellular component (GO): endoplasmic reticulum; membrane
Molecular function (GO): long-chain fatty acid-CoA ligase activity
Source: RefSeq, a predicted model, not a curated record
CCGCGUUUAUUCGUCGCGAUCGCCUUCAGCAUGAACGACCUCAAGUCAGCCACGAGUUAUACGAGCACCUCGCUUCACGAGGCCGUCAAACUGCGCCUGGACGAGCCGGGAUCCUUUUCGAAGACCGUCCUGCCACAGACGAUUCCCCAGUUCUUCAGGGAGGCGUGUGAAAAGUAUGCGGAUCUGCCUGCCUUGGUGUGGGAAACCCCAGGAUCAGGAGUCGAUGGUUGGACCACAUUGACCUAUGCCGAGUACCAGCAGCGAGUGGAGCAGGCAGCCCUGAUGCUGCUGAGCGUUGGAGUGGAGGAACGCAGUUCAGUGGGCAUCCUGGCCUUCAAUUGUCCUGAAUGGUUCUUUGCCGAGUUCGGAGCCUUACAAGCUGGAGCCGUGGUAGCUGGAAUUUAUCCAAGCAACUCGGCGGAGGCUGUUUAUCAUGUCCUUGCCACCGGAGAGUCCUCCGUUUGCGUGGUGGACGAUGCCCAGCAGAUGGCCAAGUUGAGGGCGAUCAAGGAACGUCUGCCACUGCUCAAGGCAGUGAUUCAGCUGCACGGACCCUUCGAGAACUUCGUCGACCAGGAACCCGGCUACUUCAGCUGGCAGAAGCUGCAGGAGCGGACCUUCUCCAGCGAACUCAAAGAGGAACUGGUGGCCCGCGAGAGCAGGGUUCGUGCCAACGAGUGUGCCAUGCUGAUCUUCACCUCGGGAACGGUGGGAAUGCCCAAGGCGGUAAUGCUGUCCCAUGACAACAUCAUUUUCGACACCAAGUCCGCGGCGGCAGGUCUGCAGGAUGUGCAAAUCGGCAAGGAGAGCUUCGUGAGCUACCUCCCUUUGAGUCAUGUGGCUGCCCAGAUUUUCGACGUAUUUCUGGGUCCAUCACAUGCCGGAUGUGUUACGUUUGCGGACAAGGAUGCGCUCAAGGGAACGCUGAUCAAAACCUUUCGAAAGGCGAGGCCCACGAAAAUGUUCGGUGUCCCACGCGUUUUCGAGAAACUACAGGAACGUCUGGUGGCCGCGGAGGCAAAAGCGAGACCCUAUUCCCGACUGCUUUUGGCUCAGGCAAGGGCUGCUGUCGCUGAGCACCAGAUAACGCUGAUGGCGGGAAAAACACCAUCCAUUUAUGGCCGUACUAAAUAUUGGCUAGCCUCUCGCGUCAUAAAACCCAUUCGUGAGAUGAUAGGUCUGGACAACUGCCGUGUUUUUCUGACCGGCGGAGCUCCCACUUCGGAUGAGAUGAAGCAGUUCUUCCUGGGUCUGGACAUGCCACUGGGCGAGUGCUAUGGAAUGUCGGAGAGUGGUGGAGCCAUCACCCUGAAUGUGGAUAUCAACAAUUUAUACAGUGCGGGUCGAGCGUGCGAGGGACUGACUCUGAAGAUCCAGGAUCCCGAUUGCAAUGGCCAGGGGGAGAUCUUGAUGCGGGGUCGUAGCAUAUUCAUGGGCUACCUGGGAUUGCCGGAGAAGACUGAAGAAACGAUCAAUGAGGAGGGCUGGCUGCUAUCCGGCGACUUGGGCUAUUUCGAUCCUAAGGAAAAUCUGGUGAUCUCCGGUCGACUCAAGGAACUGAUCAUCACCGCCGGCGGGGAGAAUAUUCCACCGGUGCACAUCGAGGAGCUGAUCAAGAAAGAGCUUCCCUGCGUUAGCAAUGUGCUACUGAUCGGCGAUCAUCGCAAGUAUCUGUCAGUGUUGAUAUCUCUAAAGACCAAGUCUGAUGGCAAGACGGGACUUCCCCUGGAUGCAUUGCGGGAGGAGACGAUCGAGUGGCUACGGGAUCUGGACAUCCAUGAGACCCGUCUCUCCGAACUCCUGAGCAUUCAAUCCGAUCUCCAGCUUCCUAGCGAUAAUGCUGCUCAGGCGGCUGCUCUGGAGAUCACAGCUGAGCCGAAGCUCCUGGAGGCCAUCGAGGAAGGCAUUAAGCGGGCCAAUAAACACGCCAUCUCGAAUGCCCAGAAGGUGCAGAAGUUCGCCCUCAUCCCCCACGAAUUCUCACUGGCCACCGGAGAACUGGGUCCCACGCUAAAGAUCAGGCGAAAUAUUGUCCACGCAAAAUAUGCCCAAGUCAUUGAGCGUCUGUACAAGUAAAAAGUAACGCAUAUUUAUCUUAAAUCUAUAUUUUAUUUCUCAAACUUUACACUGUAAUCAUUAUUAACACACAAUUCUCUUAUAUUUUAAGACCUAAUGAACUCAAUAUAUUUGUUGAUUAAAACGA